Messenger RNA from Oncorhynchus gorbuscha (pink salmon), 2994 nucleotides. RefSeq names its product zinc finger protein 665-like. The record is from RefSeq and is a predicted model, not a curated record. NCBI's taxonomy places the organism in Eukaryota, Metazoa, Chordata, Actinopteri, Salmoniformes, Salmonidae. The transcript is spliced from 3 exons. Bases 188 to 2701 code for a protein of 837 amino acids. Gene Ontology annotation, molecular function: RNA polymerase II transcription regulatory region sequence-specific DNA binding; DNA-binding transcription factor activity, RNA polymerase II-specific. Gene Ontology annotation, biological process: regulation of transcription by RNA polymerase II. Gene Ontology annotation, cellular component: nucleus.
CAUUCAAGUCUGCCAAUAAACCUCAGAACAAGGGUUCCUUCCCAUACCGGAAAUGACGGCAUCAAACUGCUGCCAUCAAAACAGACUGGGUUGAAAGCGAGACUUAUCUAAACCAUCUUUGGUCAAAAGGUUCUCUAAAGUCCUGCCAUUGACUGCAUGGUCGUUGUUGCCACACGAGCAGAACAAUAUGAAUCCACUCAGUUCAGAGAAGGAAACGUUGAUUGAUGAAAUUGAACAGAGUUUAUUCACUUUAACCGAGGACAAUUUACGUUACCUGUGUGAACGUCAUGGUAAAGAUGUAUCUGAAAUUAAAGGGAUGAAUCAUCGCUUAUUAAGGCGUAAAAUCAUGGAGGAAAUGUGGGACAAUACGGAUUCAAUCAAAUCAGAGGAGCAGGGAAUGUCUUGGUUAGUCCAUCUGAAAGAGGACAUCAGGAGGAUGCUGGAGGAUGCUAGUGGGGCACCAAUUAGUCCCAGCCAGUCUUAUGAUGCUGUAGACUAUGACAGAGAAUGCGACAAGGAGGACAGCGAUUGGUUGCCUAGCAAUGGACUGAAGGCGGAACACUUGAGUUCCAGCCGAUCCGAUGACGACGCCGCAGACUGCGACAAAGACUCGGACGUGGAGGACAAGGAUUGGUUGGCCAGCGAUGGGCUGGAGUCAGAGUCAGAUCCAGAGAGGCACACUCCAGAGCAGAGAAACAAGAUUCCCACGUCACCCUCCGCCCUCCCGAAGUCCUCAGGUCGUGCCUUUCCCAGUAGUAUCUUACUGCAGAGUCUGAAGAGGGUGUCCGUGCGGCUGGUCGACUGCAGGAAGACACCGGGGCAGAGUAGCCAUAUAAUACACAAGACAACACAGACGGGAGAGAAACCCCACAGCUGGUCUAAUGCUGAACAACACAAAACCCUCUCAGGAGACAGGCCUGGCUCCCAUAUCUGUGAUCACUGUGGGAAGAAUUUUGCCACAGCAAGAAGUCUACAACUACACCUACAGAACCUGAAGAGAUUCAGAGAGAACUUGACUGGAGAGAAACCACACGUGUGCUCUGAAUGCGGAAAGGGAUUCAGCGAGGCUGGCAGUCUUAAGAGACACCUGAGAACUCAUACGGGGGAGAAACCAUUUGUUUGCCAUCAUUGUGGGAAGGCUUGGAGUGAUUCUGGAAACUUAAGGAGACACAUGAGAAAAACUCACCCAGGAGAGAAGGUUGUUGUGAAGAGCGUCCUCACAGGAGAGAAACCUUACCAUUGCUCCUCUGACGACUGUGGGAUGAGCUUCGUUACCUCACGCAAACGCAGAGUACACCAGAGAAAACACACAAGAGAGAAGCUUUGCAGCACGCCUAAUGCUAAGCAACGUAAGGAACCCCUCUCAGGAGAUGGCUCCCAUAUCUGUGAUCACUGUGGGAAGAGUUUUAUCACAGCACGCAGUCUAAAACGACACUUACAGUACCUGAAGAGAUACAGAGAUAACUUGACUGGAGAGAAACCACACGUGUGCUCUACAUGCAGAAAGGGAUUCAGUGAGGCCGGCAGUCUUAAGAGACACCUGAGAACUCACACUGGGGAGAAACCGUACGUCUGCCAUCAUUGUGGGAAGAACUACAAUGAUUCUGGAAACUUGCAGAGACACAUCAGGACCCACACAGGUGAGAAACCUUACCACUGCUCGGAAUGCGGUAGGAAUUUUCGUGAAAAAAUAAGCCUUGUACAUCACCGGGAAGUUGUUCACACGGAACACCCUCACUGCUGUGCUCACUGUAUGAAGAGCUUCGUAACUGCAUCUAAACUGGAAUCGCACAUGCAAACCCGGCAUCCGCCAAAUGAUCCUCUGAAAAAGCCACACGUGUGCUCUGAAUGUGGAAGGGGUUUUGGUGAGGCCGGUAGUCUUAAAAGACACGUGAGAAUCCAUACCGGGGAGAAACCGUACGUCUGCCCUCGUUGCGGUAAGGAUUUUACCCAAUCAGGACUCUUACAGAGACACAUGAGAACUCACACGGGAGAGACACCUUACCACUGCUUGGUGUGCGGGAUGAAGUUUCGCCAUACAAUCUCACUAAAGCAGCACCACCUGAAGAACCACAAGGGGGAGACACUGGGUCCAGUCCGUAUGCACCAAGGCCCUCUUCCAUGCCCCCACUGUGGGGAGAAGUUCUCUACCAAGGCUCUUCUAAAGGGUCACAUUCAGAAGACUCACAAAAGCAGAGUCCACUGCCCACAGUGCGACAAGACCUUCACCACUAAAGGUAGUUUACUAGUCCACCAGAGGAAGCACACUGGAGAGAGGCCUUACCUUUGCCCUCAGUGUGGGAAGAGUUUCUCCCUGACAGGGAGUUUAAAACUUCAUCUCCGGAUUCAUGCGGGUGAGAAACCUUACUGCUGUACUUACUGUGACAAGAGCUUCACAAGUAAGAGCCACUGCACUCUUCACCUGCGAAUCCACACUGGAGAGAAACCGUACCAAUGCCCUGACUGCGGGAGGAGGUUUCGUGACGGGAAUGUCUUGAAAAACCACCGGCGGACCCACACAGGAGAGAAACCAUUCCAGUGCCACGUGUGCGAUAAAGCCUUCGCUCAGUGGAGCAGUCUGAAGAAACAUCAGGACACACACAGGCAAACUCAGCCUGUCUCUGUCCCAAGACUCCCUAAUCCCUACCCACCACCCAAUCAGUAUGUCCCUUAUCCCUACCCAUCACAGACUCAAUGGUAACCUGGUUUAUCACCUGUCCAAUCCCUUAUAGAGGGAUUCCUUAUGAUACCCAGACAGAAAAAUACCAUGAUUUGGGGGAAAUUCACUAAAUAUAAUCCAUGGAAUAAAACAUUAACAUCUUCCUAAUAUGGAGUUGCACCCCAUUUUUCCCUCAGAACAUCCUCAGUUCGUUGGGGCUCUACAAGGUGUCCAAAGCCUUCCACAGGGAUGCUGGCCCAUGUGGGCUCUACAAGGUGUCCAAAGCAUUCCACAGGGAUGCUGGCCCAUGUGGACUCUACAAGGUGUCCAAAGCA